AAGCUGGAACACAAUACCUGUAUGCAUGAAAAGGUUGUCACUUGUCACAACUGACAGGCUUUCAUCUCAUGGAAAUUUUCUUCCCUUGUGCACUUUUCCCCUGGCAGUGGACAUGGCUGAACUCUUCCAAGAAGCGAGCAGCUGUCCCGUCUGCUCAGACUAUCUAGAAAAACCAAUGUCCCUGGAGUGUGGAUGCAGCGUCUGCCUCAAGUGCAUCAACUCACUGCAGAAGGAGCCCCGUGGGGAGGACCUACUUUGCUGUUGCUGUUCUGCGGUCUCUCAGAAGAACAAAGUCAGGCCCAAUCGGCAGCUAGAGAGGCUGGUUUCCCACAUCAAGGAACUGGAGCCCAAGCUGAAGAAGAUUCUGCAGAUGAACCCAAGGAUGCGCAAGUUCCAAGUGGAUAUGACCUUGGAUGCCAACACAGCCAACAACUUCCUCCUCAUUUCUGAUGACCUCAGGAGCGUCCGAAGUGGGCGCAUCAGACAGAAUCGGCAAGACCUUGCCGAGAGAUUUGACUUGUCCAUUUGUGUCCUGGGCUCCUCUCGCUUUACCUGUGGCCGCCACUACUGGGAGGUAGACGUGGGAACAAGCACAGAAUGGGACCUGGGAAUCUGCAGAGAAUCUGUUCACCGCAAAGGGAGGAUCCAGCUGACCACAGAGCACGGAUUCUGGACUGUGAGUUUGAGGGCUGGAAGCUGCCUCUCUGCCAGCACGGUGCCGCUGACUUUCCUCUUUGUAGAUGGCAAGCUACAGCGAGUGGGGAUUUUUCUGGAUAUGGGCAUGCAGAACGUUUCCUUUUUUGAUGCUGAAGGUGGUUCCCAUGUCUAUACAUUCAGGAGAGUCUCUGCUGAGGAGCCACUGCGCCCGUUUUUGGCUCCUUCAAUUCCACCUAAUGGUGAUCAGGGUGUCUUGAGUAUCUGUCCUGUGAUGAACCCAGGCACUACUGAUGCUCCAGUCCAUCCUGGGGAGGCCAAACAAACCCCCACUGCAAAAAAACAAAAAACAGGGUAAGAAAAUUACUUGGGUGGGUAGACUUGGAAACUUUCUACUUGGUAAAAGCGUUAUACAAAGUCAUAGGAGAAAAAAACGGGACAUGUCAUGAUUGUAUUUAAUCUAAUUUGAUUAGAUUAUAAAUUGAGUCCUAAGUAUUAAUUAUUGCCACUAUCCAACUCAUUGAGUCUUAUGUUCACAUCUUGUUUCCUAUAGAAAUGUCCUGUAUUCUGGGAUCAAUUUCCAAAUGCUUUACUUUUUUAUUUCUGUAAGUUCAAAUUAAUGUAUUAUAGAAGUUAUGAGUUAAAUAAACAUUGGAAUAUCA
Mandrillus leucophaeus (drill) is the source of this 1316-nucleotide messenger RNA. RefSeq names its product ret finger protein-like 3. Gene Ontology annotation, molecular function: protein binding. The coding region runs from base 26 to 1012 and encodes 328 amino acids. The record is from RefSeq and is a predicted model, not a curated record. Lineage: Eukaryota; Metazoa; Chordata; Mammalia; Primates; Cercopithecidae. The transcript has 2 exons.